AUGGACAAGCAGGAGGAGAGGAAGAAGCCCCACGGGAAUCCAUACCCCAGGAGGGGCGACAUCAAGAAGCAGAUCAUCAGGGACUUGACCGGCGGCGGCAACGGCGACAACGGCAACGGCGGCGGUGGAGGUGGCGGAGGAGGCGGCGGCGGCGGCAACUCCACCGCCACUGGCUACCGCGCCGACUGA
Messenger RNA from Miscanthus lutarioriparius, 189 nucleotides. NCBI's taxonomy places the organism in Eukaryota, Viridiplantae, Streptophyta, Magnoliopsida, Poales, Poaceae. The record is from the annotation of a GenBank genome assembly.